Molecule: messenger RNA, 1573 nt
Organism: Aspergillus homomorphus CBS 101889
Lineage: Eukaryota; Fungi; Ascomycota; Eurotiomycetes; Eurotiales; Aspergillaceae
Product: proteasome regulatory particle base subunit RPT5
Exons: 3
Coding region: 129-1523 (464 amino acids)
Biological process (GO): proteasome-mediated ubiquitin-dependent protein catabolic process
Cellular component (GO): proteasome regulatory particle, base subcomplex
Molecular function (GO): ATP binding; ATP hydrolysis activity; proteasome-activating activity
Source: RefSeq, a predicted model, not a curated record
AGUCUCCCAUCUUCCUGCUCUCAUUCUUUUUCUCCCCCCCUCCCACCUCUUUUCUCCAUAUAGCUCCCAGACUCGCAAUUAAUAUACCUAUUUUCUAUCCUCUGUAACUUCCACAUAAUACUGCCACCAUGUCCACCUUGGAAGACCUCGAUGACUUUGAGCGUGAACAGAGAGAGAAGAAGAAGGAUCAGGGCGAUGGCGGCGACCGAAAGCCCGAAGGCGACGGAGAUGCAGAGAUGAACGAUGCUGAUGCCAAGAAAAAGGAUGAGGAGGAUGAACUGCUCGAUGAGGAGAUCGUUUCCUCUAGCACAGCAGAUAUCGUCAAGAGGCGGCGAAUGUUGGAGAACGAAUUGCGGAUAAUGAAAAGCGAAUACCAGCGCUUGACACACGAACAGAAUACGAUGAGGGAAAAGGUUAAAGACAACCAAGAGAAGAUCGAGAACAAUCGACAACUACCCUACCUUGUCGGAAACGUCGUUGAGCUGCUGGACUUGGAUGUCGAAGCUGAAGCCGCUGAGGAAGGAGCUAAUAUCGAUCUCGAUGCUACCCGAGUUGGCAAAUCUGCUGUCAUCAAAACCUCAACCCGCCAGACCAUCUAUCUCCCAUUGAUCGGUCUCGUGGACCACGAGAAGCUGAAGCCCGGCGAUCUGAUCGGUGUCAACAAGGACUCAUACCUAGUCUUGGAUACGCUACCGGCCGAAUAUGACAACCGCGUCAAGGCCAUGGAAGUUGAUGAGAAGCCGACGGAGAAGUACACAGACAUUGGUGGUUUGGAUAAGCAGAUCGAGGAAAUCGUCGAGGCCAUCGUUUGGCCAAUGAAGGAAGCCGAUCGCUUCAAGAAGCUCGGUAUCAAGGCACCGAAGGGUGCUCUGAUGUACGGACCCCCCGGUACCGGUAAAACACUCCUCGCCAGAGCGUGUGCCGCCGAGACGAAUGCCACAUUCCUGAAGCUCGCCGGUCCCCAGCUAGUACAGAUGUUCAUCGGUGACGGUGCCAAGCUUGUUCGCGACUGCUUCGCCCUUGCCAAGGAGAAGGCUCCUUCUAUCAUCUUCAUUGACGAGUUGGAUGCCGUCGGUACCAAACGUUUCGAUUCCGAGAAAUCUGGUGAUCGUGAAGUGCAACGAACCAUGUUGGAGCUUCUUAACCAGCUCGAUGGCUUCGCCUCCGAUGAUCGGAUCAAGGUCCUCGCGGCCACGAAUCGUAUCGAUGUGCUGGAUCCGGCCUUGCUCCGAUCCGGUCGUCUGGACCGCAAGAUCGAGUUCCCCUUGCCCAACGAGGAGGCUCGCGCCAACAUUCUACAGAUUCACUCCCGCAAGAUGGCCGUGGAUGACGGCGUCAACUGGGCGGAACUGGCUCGCAGCACUGACGAGUUUGGAGGUGCGCAGUUGAAGGCUGUGUGUGUGGAAGCCGGUAUGAUUGCCCUGCGCAAGGGCAUGAGUAAGGUUGGACACGAGAACUACGUUGAUGCCAUUUCGGAAGUACAGGCGAAGAAAAAGGACACCAACAUGGGUAUCUAUGUUUAAGAGUAUCAUAUCUUUUUGCGUCACGAUAAUAAAUCCCACGAUGUUCCUCU